AGCCUCGGCGUUUGCUCCACAUGCCCACACGCUUCGAGCUCCGCGCGUCGCCAGUAUCCCUGUGCGAGGGCGACUGCCGCCUCGGCGGCGGCGUCCGCUUUGUCCGCUGUGCACGGCUCGCGGGCAACGCGAGCUUCUUCGGCGGCCUUUCGAGCCUGGCGCACCUUGGAGGAGAUGGCCUGCUCGCCGUGAGCGACCGCGGCUGGGCGGUGCGGCUGCCGGACUGGCCGCCAGAAACGAGCACCGCCACAGCGGAGCCGCUCGCCGACGAAUUUGGCGUCCCGCUCGCAGGCCGACACCUGCCCGCCGGCUCGGCGGCCGACGCGACGAGGAUCACGGACGCAGAGGGCAUCGCCGUCGCCACUCCCGACGCAGUCUUCAUCUCCUUUGAGCGGGUGCAGAUGGUGCGGCGGUACACCGCUCUGCCGGCGGGCAGAGGUGCGGCGCCUCUGGUCGGCGCUCCGCUGCUGCACGCGCGGCUCUCCGCGCUGUGCGGAGCGGGCAACAAUCUCGGGACCGAGGCGCUCGCGUCGCUCAACGCCACGCACCUCCUCGCGGUCUGCGAGGCGCGGGCGGGAGACGCCUCUACCUCGGCUCUCGUCGCCGAGCUAGCCGGCGGCGGGGAGGUUCGGCGAGCGCCUGCUGCUGGCCGGUGGGCACGCCGACCUUGCUCACGCUCUCAGCGGCGCCCCGACUCGCCCGCAGGCGGGUGUGGCAGCUGCGCGUGGCGCUGCGCGGAAGCCCUUUCCGCGUCGCCGACGCGGCCCUGCUGCCCAGCCGAGGCGGGGCCGGAGCCGCGGCCGUCGGGAGAGAGGACUUGCUGCUCCUGCUCGCAAGGUACGAGCCGGGCGUCGGAAACACGCUGCGGGUGGCGCGAGUGCGGAGGCGGGAGCUCGAGCGGGCGGCUGCGGGCACGCUGCUCGAGCCGCUUCGCCUGGCGGGCCGGGGUGGCGGAGAGGAGUCGGCCGGCGUCGGAGAGGUCGAGCCGGAGGAGGUCUUCACCCUCUCGCCCCGCCUGCACGCGACGGAGAACUUCGAGGGCCUCGCCGCCGUGGCCUCCUCCGACGGGGUGCGGCUGCUCCUCCUCUCCGACAACGACUACCGGCGGCGCACGAUCCUCCUCGAGCUCCUCUGGCCGUGGCCGCUGCGGGCCGCAGGCGAGACGGCGGCGGCGACGCCACGCAGCGCGGAGGGAGGCGCGCCGAUGAUCGUGGAGCCACGGGCGCCGACAGACCUGCCGCUGACGGGCUUCGUGGGCGCCGCGUCCGCCGCGCUUCUCGUCGCCGCGGUGUGGCUGCUGCGCCGCGGCCGGCGGAUCAAGCAGGGUGCAACGCCAACGGGGCUAGUCUGAAGAUAGGAGCCGCAAAGAAAGAAAGAAAGACAACCUCGGAGAUAGCGCUCCUGUCCGCUUUUGGAGCAGAGCGCUUCUCGAGAUAGACAAGGUACUAAGCUCUAACAACAACUUGCUAUAAGG
Molecule: messenger RNA, 1474 nt
Organism: Emiliania huxleyi CCMP1516
Lineage: Eukaryota; Haptophyta; Isochrysidales; Noelaerhabdaceae
Exons: 2
Coding region: 21-1208 (395 amino acids)
Source: RefSeq, a predicted model, not a curated record